Messenger RNA from Parus major (Great Tit), 3113 nucleotides. It is a transcript of the gene PRSS56, whose product is annotated as serine protease 56. Gene Ontology annotation, biological process: proteolysis. The coding region runs from base 114 to 2384 and encodes 756 amino acids. The transcript is spliced from 16 exons. NCBI's taxonomy places the organism in Eukaryota, Metazoa, Chordata, Aves, Passeriformes, Paridae. The record is from RefSeq and is a predicted model, not a curated record. Gene Ontology annotation, molecular function: serine-type endopeptidase activity.
CCGGCCCCUCUCUCCUCCCACCGCCCGGGGGGCACCGUAUAUAUCCAUCCCUCCUUGCCUGCCUCGGGCAUUUCGGGGGUUCCCCCCGCCUGCCCCCCUUUGCCCGCCCGGGGAUGGAGCAAAGAGGGAAGAGAACACGGGACGCUCUUCUCGGGGCCCGGCUGGUCCCCCCCGUGCUUUUGCUGCCGCUGCUGCAGCUGGUGGGGGGGGCUCCCCUGGGCCAGAGGCUGUACCCCAUGCCGGCCAGCAUCCUGCAAGCACCAGCUGUGCCCCCUGCCAUGCCCCCCAGCUGCCAGGCCCUGCUGUAUGCCCAGGCACUGCCCGAGCUGUCCCAGCGCAAUCAGGCACUGAGCCAAGCCUGUGCCCCCUACCAGCGCCUGUGCCCGCCUGAGGGGGCCCUGCACACCUGCGCCCCACUCAGCGCCCAGCUCUGCCGCCACCGCCUCCAGGAGUGCCAGACGGUGGCCGCAGCCCCGAGUCCUGACGCAGCAGCGGAGGCGGCAAUGCCAGGGAGCUGUGGGCGCCGCGGGAUCACACAAGCCAACGCCACAGCCCCCCGAGGACGGAUCAUGGGCGGCAGCGUGGCCCCGCGGGGCGCCUGGCCCUGGCUGGUGUCGGUGCGGCUGCACGGGGAGCUGAUGUGCGGAGGGGUGCUGGUGGGGCUCUCCUGGGUCCUCACGGCGGCACACUGCUUUGGCGGGAACCGGAACGAGCUGGCCUGGACAGUGGUGGUGGGCGACUACGAGCUGGGCAAGCCGGGAGCGGGCAAGCGGGCAGUGCCCGUCCGGCGCAUCCUGCCUCACCCUAAGUUUAAUCCAAAGACGUUUCACGGGGACUUGGCGCUGCUGGAGCUGGCAGUGCCGCUGGCCCCAUCAUCCACCGUCAGCCCCGUGUGCCUUCCCAGCGGCCCCGCGGAGCCCAGCCCCGGCACCCCCUGCUACAUCGCGGGCUGGGGUUCCCUCUACGAAGAGGGACCAGCAGCCGACGUGGUGAUGGAGGCGCAGGUGCCCCUGCUCAGCCAGGAAACGUGCCGGGGUGCCCUGGGGAAGGACCUUCUCACCAGUGCCAUGUUCUGUGCUGGGUAUUUGUCUGGAGGCAUCGACUCCUGCCAGGGCGACUCAGGGGGCCCGCUGGCUUGCGAGGACCCCACUUCGCACCACUUUGUCCUCUACGGUAUCACCUCGUGGGGUGAUGGCUGCGGUGAGCGGGGCAAGCCAGGAGUCUACACCCGUGUCACUGCCUUCACGGACUGGCUGAGUCUCCAGAUGGACUCUGCCCCUGGCAGCCGAGAACCGAGCUGCUUCGACCUGCUAGCCUUGGCACAGCUGCCCCCCGAGCAGCAGUCCCCAGAGCGCGCCCGUCUCUGCGCCUUCUACGCCGGGUCCUGUCGGGCGCCUCAGGGCCGGGCCACCUGUGCCCGCCUGGCCGAGGAGACCUGCCAUGCCAGAACGAGACGAUGUGAGCUGCACUCCUAUGCCCAGACCUUGGUGGAUCUCCUGCGCCGGGCUGGGGACUUCAUCCGAAAUCAGUUGGAUUUCUCCUUCUUCACCCGCACUCUGCCUCAGCUCCUGGGCAAGAUCUACGGGCACUUCUUCCCUCCCCGUGUCCGCAGGGAUGCCCCAGGCCUGGCUGUGGCACAGGGCCAAUCCAGCCCCACAGCAGUGGGACCCCAGAGACCCCCCAGCAGGUGGGGGGACAGGCGGACGCCUCCCUUUGCAGAGCUUUUUGGGGUAGUGGGACCCCAGUUGCAGGACUGGGUGGAGGCUCUGAGGACCAUGGCAGGGGGCAGCCAUCUGGUGACAACACAGAACAGGGAGCAGCUCCCAGGGGAGAUGCAGCUCUUCCUGCAGGGUGAGGAUGUGGUGGAGGAGAUGGUGGCACAGGGACGAGCCUUCCUCACCCAGCUGCGGGCAGAGUUGGACCUUGGCACCACCCCAAAAGCCAUGGAGCCACAACAGGCAUCUGGAGAGCUGGCAGGGACCCCCGUGCCAAGCCAUGAACCCCGGUCUGCACUGAGGGAGAAACGUGAACUGGUGCCCACGGAGCUGCCCAGAGUGGUGGAGGAAGAGGAGGAGGAGGCAGGUGUGGGCAGAGGGGCUGCAGCCUGUCCUGGCCUCAAUGAGUCGGCAGUGCGGGUGGGCGCGGUGCGGGACCUGUAUGCCUGGGUGCUGCGGGUGCCCGAGGCAGACCUGGCCAUGACCUUCCAAGAGAUCCUGGUGGACUUGGGCUCCAAAAACACCCAGGGACUGUACCGGGCACAGGUUCGGGCCACUGUAGGGGGCCGCCCCACAGCCUUCACUGGUCUCGUGGGGCUGGAGAGUGACUCACUGGCCCGUAGCAUGCCUGGCCUUGUCGCUCUGGCCCUAGAAGUGCUGAAAACCUAAUGGUGCCCCUGGGGCAGUGUGCCAGCAUGGGGAGAGGGCACCAGGGCACGUGUCUCUCUUGUCCUUCAAACUCACUCCACUCCCCGUCUCAGGCUCUUCCACCCUUUUAUCUCCAAUUGUACCUCAGUCUCUCUUCCUACCAGCACUUCCUUCCCCAGGGCAAUACGGCCCUGGUGGGUACCUGAAGUACCUCAGCCAGGAAUCACAGUCCUCCUCUCCCCUGGGACCCCCACCUUGGCAAGACCACUCCCACCCCAUCUUCCCCAGAGGCACCUGAGCUGUUAUUUAUUUGUACAGAGAAGGUUUAUUUUUCAAUAAAGAAGGGUUCUAUUUUCCAGUAGCUGGCGAAUGUGAAGUGAGUGCUGUGUCACCCAGUGCUGGCUAAGUGGGUGACAAUGGAGGCACUUUCCAGGGGAGCUAUGACAUCCCAUUGCAUCCCCCUUCCCAUCCCCCUGUACUCUGAAUUGAUGUCUCCAGCCUUGGUUCCUGCUGUGUCCACCUUGGCACAGAGUCCCCUUCCCCCUCCCUAGGGGUCAGACACCCCUCCUGCCCAUGCAGCACCCACAGCCCAGCACUGGUGCUCACCCCAGUGACACUCUCAGCACCCCACAUGAAACCUCCCGAUGCAGGGGCUGAGUGUGCACAGGGUCUGUGAUCAGUGGUGGGUGCCAGCCCUGUGCUUGGGCACCAGUGGGUACCUUGGGGACCCUGCUGUGGGGACCCUGCCUC